Messenger RNA from Protopolystoma xenopodis, 249 nucleotides. NCBI's taxonomy places the organism in Eukaryota, Metazoa, Platyhelminthes, Monogenea, Polystomatidea, Polystomatidae. The record is from the annotation of a GenBank genome assembly.
AUGUGGGGACCGGCUGAGCACGUUGCCUGCCGAUUGGCUCGUCCACUCUUUCAGCAAACGCAUUCCAAAGAAGCUCUUCGGUUUGUCUGCUUUUUACACUCUUUCACUCUCUCAUUCUCUCUCUUUCUCGCUCUCUCUCAAUUCUUUGGACACCCGGGAAGACCCAACGAGGAGAGCCGGAUAAAGUUGUGCUCGGGCCCCAUAAUGAACAGAGACGAAAAGCGAAAUCUCCGACAAACAAAUGCAUAG